Molecule: messenger RNA, 2385 nt
Organism: Gigantopelta aegis
Lineage: Eukaryota; Metazoa; Mollusca; Gastropoda; Neomphalida; Peltospiridae
Product: ras-like GTP-binding protein rhoA
Exons: 4
Coding region: 1035-1613 (192 amino acids)
Biological process (GO): small GTPase-mediated signal transduction
Molecular function (GO): GTP binding; GTPase activity
Source: RefSeq, a predicted model, not a curated record
UGAACUGGUUUGGAUAUAGCACUUUUAUUUGAUUUUGGUGGCCAACUAACACAGUAUUGGUCUAAAUAUAUUCAUUAAUGACUAAAGGUAAGCCAACAGGCUAAACACAUAGUAAAAAGUAGUGGAGUUAUAAUUAUGCUAAUUUAAAAACUGAGUUUUAAUAUCUACAUAAUGUUUGUAUUGUAUAAUGUACAAUAUCAUAGAAAGUGUUCGCUUUCCUCAGUAGUUAAUAAUACACAGCACUGACUUGUUUAAUCUUAAAUUUACCAAUACAGUGACACCAUAUGACACACCUCCCCAAUGUAUAACAAAAUAUUAUCCAUACUUUUAUCACCGUCAUGUCCUAGAAGGAAGGGUUGGCGUAAGUCGACACUUGCGCCCAUGACAGCCGUGCGGUACAACAGCUUGCUCUGAACGUGCACGUUAAAUCUCUUGUUCCUGUUAUCACCAACUACUAUGAUCCAGGGUUUAAAGAAUGCUCGGUGACAUGUUUGAAACAUUACUAAGUAAAUAUAUAUUAUCGUUUCUCUAUGUGUGAGUGUUCCUCGUGUAACCUUUCAAGGAGUGGUAUAUCAAACCAUGACGUUUUCAGUUUAAAAAAUAGUUCUAUUAUUAAAAUAUAUAGGUCGAGAGUUGAAUACAAAUAGUUCUGCUAUGUGCAAAAUGACGAGUGGGAUAUUAGGAACUUGUUUGGGCGCCCGUGUAUUCACUUUUACAGAGACCCACACAAUGACGCGGUGUUGUAUCUGUCGUAAAGGCUGCGGUGUCUGUGCGUGUCUGUACGGUAUACCACUGACACGGGUACGAGAUCUAUAUAUAGAGACAGAACAGACGGAGAGGAGUCCACAAACCUGCAUGUAGGAAGUUAUAGAAAGUAGAAGCCGUGACGGACAAGUUACUCAACACAGUGAACAGUCGUAAACGUAUAUCGCCCGAGAUGUAGUGUGUCGCAGGAUCAAUCGGCCUUGGUGGAGCCAUCGUUUCUUGUCCCGUUCCAACCAGUAUUCCUUGACUAGCAUAUCAAAGCUUUGCAAAUGGCUCAAACGUCUCUCAAACGACUGGUUCUUGUUGGCGACGCAAACUGCGGUAAAACCAGUCUAGUUCUGGCGUUUACGAACAACGAGUUUAGACCGGAACUUCUACCCACCGUGUUCGAUCACCAUACCGUGGAGCUAAACAUCGACAACACACAGAUAUUUGUGGAGCUGAGAGACACUUCCGGUCACGAGGAUUACGACAAACUGCGGUCUGUGUCCUACCCCAACGUUGACGUCAUCAUUAUGUGUUUCGCCAUUGACAAUGCAAGAAGCCUCAGUAACAUCCUGGAUAGAUGGUACCCGGAAGUACGUCAGUAUUGCCCCAUGUGUCCCAUAAUGCUUGUCGGGACGAAGGCUGACACGAGAAAUGACCCCAGAACAAUUCAACGUCUCUCCAGCAGGAAGCAGGUGGUAUUGCGACCAGAACAGGGGAGGAACAUGAAAGACAGGAUAGGGGCGCUCGUGUACCUGGAGUGUUCCGCCAAGGACAGUAAUGGGGUGAAGGAAGUCUUCAAACAGGCGAUUCGCCUGCAGGGGACGAAAAAGUCGACGACGAGAAAGUGUUCCUUACUGUAGUGUCUCAAUUAAAUUGAUUAAAGUGUUCCUUACUGUAGUGUCUCAGUUAAAUUGAUUAAAGACUUCCUUACUGUAGCGUCUCAGUUAAAUUGAUUAAAGUCUUCCUUACUGUAGUGUCUCAGUUGAAUUAUCUGUUACAUUGAUUAGACUGUUCGUUACUGUAGGAUGUCAGUUAAAUGUAUUAAAGUGUAUUAAAGUGUUUCUUACUGUAGUGUCUCAGUUAAAUUGAUUAAAGUCUUCCUUACUGUAGUGUCUCAGUUAAAUUAUCUCAGUUACAUUGAUUAGACUGUUCGUUACUGUAGUAUGUCAGUUAAAUGUAUUAAAGUGUAUUAAAGUGUUCCUUACUGUAGUGUCUCAGUUAAAUCGAUUAACGUGUUCGUUACUGUAGUAUGUCAGUUAAAUGUAUUAAAGUGUAUUAAAGUGUUCCUUACUGUAGUGUCUCAGUUAAAUCGAUUAACGUGUUCGUUACUGUAGGAUGUCAGUUAAAUGUAUUAAAGUGUAUUAAAGUGUUCCUUACUGUAGUGUCUCAGUUAAAUCGAUUAACGUGUUCGUUACUGUAGGAUAUCAGUUAAAUGUAUUAAAGUAUAUUAAAGUGUUCCUUACUGUAGUGUCUCAGUUACACUGUGAAAUAAAGAGGCUAUUCCAUGUUUUUUUUCGAAUACGAUUUUUAUGUCAACUCGUGAUGUGUGAAAACCAUAUUUCACGAAUUGCGAAGCAAUGAGUGAAAAUAUGGUUUUCAUACAUCACGAGUUGACAUAAAAAUCGUAUUCUG